Rhagoletis zephyria (snowberry fruit fly) is the source of this 871-nucleotide messenger RNA. RefSeq names its product platelet binding protein GspB-like. Lineage: Eukaryota; Metazoa; Arthropoda; Insecta; Diptera; Tephritidae. The record is from RefSeq and is a predicted model, not a curated record.
AUGUUGCACUACAAUUUAGGCGAGCAAUAUCCACAAUUAUUGGCAACUCAGCAACGUAAACGAUAUCAACAACAAAAAUCACGGCAUCUGCAGGAGGACGAUCAGGCGCUGUUGCUACAACAGCAACAGUCGCAACAGGCACAGCAACAGCAACCACCAUCUUCCCAACAGCAACAGCAACAGAAGAAACCUCUGCGCAUCUUUCGCGUACACUACAUACGCAUCAAUUCCAAGGACGGUUGUGGUGGGCUCAAUAGAAGCAGCAGUCUCACCAACCUCUCCUCAUUUAGUAGUGGAAGCAGCAGCAGCGGCGGCGGCGGUGGCUGCAGCACAACUUGUAGCGGUAUUGGUGCAACAAAUGCAACUUCCGGCAAAAUGAAAACUAUCGCACCAAAUAUACGACGGCGACGUCGUUGUGACAAACAUCAUUUGGAAUUGGCUGCCACAGCAGCGGCUGCAGCAACAGCUGCUGCGGCGACAACAUCCGCGUCGUCGUCCUCGGGUGGUAUUUUGCAUAGUGGCGCUUCAAUUAGCAUGCCCGCUUCGGUUUGCUCAUCGGCUACCACCUCUACGGCCACUUCACCCAUUGAAGAUAUAGCAUUACCAGCUCCGCCCAUAACGCCACCACCGGCAUUUCUUUCCGCUGGCUAUAAGCGUUCAUGCACCGGCGCCACUAAUACGCCGACUAAUGUAGUAACGGCGUCGAAGGCGUCAUCAACAACAGCACCACGUGCUACAUUGUCAACAGCCAAGGCAGUGGCUGGUUCUACUGCAAGGCUAGGCGCUGCUGUGGGCAGUGCAAGGUCAUCAUCCUCGGCAGCGUUGACGGCGGCAAGUGGCAGCAAAGCAAUUGGUAUGCGGCGAAUGUUAG